Molecule: messenger RNA, 8645 nt
Organism: Lepus europaeus (European hare)
Lineage: Eukaryota; Metazoa; Chordata; Mammalia; Lagomorpha; Leporidae
Product: TBC1 domain family member 14
Exons: 20
Coding region: 574-6549 (1991 amino acids)
Source: RefSeq, a predicted model, not a curated record
GAGAGAGAAUGCAACCAGGAGCUCCCCCGGCUGAUUUACUUCCCAGAUACCCAUGGUGACCAGGGCUGGACCAGGUCGAAGCUGGAAGCCAAGGAUGUGUGUGUGUCAGGGACCCAACUACUUGAGCCAUUGCCUGCUGCCCCCAGCUCAAGCUGGAUCUGGAGUCGAGCCAGUUCUCGAACCCAAGCACUCUGAUGUGGGCGUGGGCGUCUUAACUGCUAGACCACGCCUGCCCUGUGCAGUUUGCAGCUGUCAGAAGGCACGAAGUGCGCGAGUGCUGCUAACAGGAGUGUCUCUUGGAAGCGCUCACGGAGGAAGUUCUGCCGGAAACUUAGAUUUGGCCUCAAUGUGAAGUUAAAGUAGAGAGUUCCAUCGGCACGUGUGUUGCGUCAGGAUCCGUGGGUCAUGUCUGAAGAGGGAGAUGGUGUUCUAGGUGGCUGACGCCAGCAGAGUCCCGUGCUCGUCCCAGAUGCCAGGCGUCUCCUGCUCCCUGGAGUGAAGACCCCCUCCAGACAACAGACUGACAGCUGCAGAAAAUGGUGUGUGUGUUAAGGAUGUCAGCAACCUAAAUUCAUGCACCCUACCUGUGCAGUUGUGGAUGGUUUGCCAUCUGGAAGCUCCUCGAGUUCUUACCCAGGCCCUGUGUCUGUUUCUGAAAUGUCUCUGCUUCAUGCCUUGGGCCCAGUGCAGACCUGGCUGGGACAGGAGCUGGAGAAAUGUGGCAUCGAUGCCAUGAUUUACACGCGCUACGUCCUCAGCCUCCUGCUGCAUGACAGCUAUGACUACGACCUGCAGGAACAGGAGAGUGACACCUUCCUGGGCUGGGAGAAGGGAGCCUACAGGAAAUGGGGAAAGAGCAAGCGGAAGUGCUCCGACCUGACCCUGGAGGAGAUGAAGAAGCAGGCUGCUGUCCAGUGUCUUCGAUCUGCUUCUGACGAAAGCUCCGGCAUCGAGACUUUAGUGGAGGAGCUCUGCUCCAGGCUGAAGGACCUCCAGAGUACGCAAGAAGAGAAGAUCCACAAAAAGUUCGAGGAGUCGCCCUCUCCAGAGGCAGAAUUAUCCCCCACAGCCAAGGAUCAAGUGGAAAUGUACUAUGAAGCCUUCCCACCGCUUUCAGAGAAACCAGUGUGCCUGCAGGAAAUCAUGACUGUGUGGAACAAGUCCAGAGUCUGUCCUUACUCCAGCUCCUCGUCGUCGUCCACAGCCCCACCAGCCAGCACAGGGCCGUCCUCUCCCAAGGACUGCAACAGUGAAAGCGAAGCCAUCAAGGAAAGAAGCGGGGAAGCGCCCCGCGCCGUGCACGAGCAAGCGCAGAGCCGGAGUCACCUGGAGAAGGGGAGCAGACUCGGUCACGGUGCCGCCGAGGAGAAGCCCACCCUGUACAGGAAGCAGGGCCGGCACAGACCCGAAGGGAGGCCUCGACCUCGCUCCUGGUCUUCCGGCUCCAGUGAGGCAGGCUCGAGUUCAAGCGGCAACCAGGGGGAGCUGAGGGCACCCAUGAAGUUUGUUAAAGUAAGACACAAGGCCCGAGACGCUCGGAGCAAGAAAGGUCGGGACGCGCAGAGCAGGCUGUCGCUGAAGCACGGCGAGAAGGCCAGCAGGAGCGUGCACGCUGGGAGCAGCGGCAGCAGCAGCAGCGGGUCCCUCCGACAGCUCUGCAGGCGCGGCAAGAGGCCCCUGAAGGAGGUGGGGAGGAGAGACCCUGCGGGCGCUGAAGGCAAGGACCUGCACACGGAGAGCAGGAGCGACCGGGAGUACAAGGAGGAGCCGCUGUGGUACACCGAGCCCAUCGCCGAGUAUUUCGUUCCUCUGAGCAGGAAGAGUAAACUGGAGACCACAUACCGAAACAGGCAGGAGGCGAGCGAGCUGACGUCAGAGGCAGUGGGAGAGUUGUCUGAAUCAGUGCAUGGUCUUUGUAUCAGCAACAAUAAUAUUCAUAAAACAUACCUCGCAGCAGGUACUUUCAUUGAUGGUCAUUUUGUAGAAAUGCCUGCGGUUAUAAAUGAGGACAUUGACCUCGCUGGGACCUCAUUGUGUUCUCUGCCAGAGGACAACCAGUACCUGGAUGAUAUUCAUCUAUCAGAAUUAACGCACUUCUACGAAGUGGACAUUGACCAAUCCAUGUUGGAUCCUGGUGCCUCAGACACGAUGCAAGGAGAAAGUCGGAUUUUGAAUAUGAUUCGACAAAAAAGCAAAGAGAAUACAGAUUUUGAGGCAGAAUGUUGCAUAGUGUUAGAUGGUAUGGAGUUGCAAGGGGAACGUGCAAUAUGGACAGACUCGACCAGCUCCGUGGGCGCUGAGGGCUUAUUCCUGCAAGACCUCGGCAAUCUGGCUCAGUUUUGGGAGUGCUGCUCAUCCAGCUCUGGCGAUGCCGACGGAGAGAGUUUUGGGGGAGAUUCUCCAAUUCGCCUCUCUCCGCUCUUAGACGGCACAGUGCUCAAUUCGCACUUGCUUGCCGGCAAUCAAGAGCUCUUUUCAGAUAUUAAUGAAGGAUCUGGUGGCAUAAACUCUUGUUUUUCAGUGUUUGAAGUGCAAUGCAGUAAUUCUGUUUUACCAUUUUCUUUUGAAACACUCAACUUGGGAAAUGAAAAUACAGACUCUAGUGCUAGCAUGCUUGGGAAGACGCAGUCUAGACUGCUAAUAUGGACCAAAAAUAGUGCCUUUGAAGAAAACGAACACUGUUCUAAUCUCUCAACAAGAACCUGUAGUCCAUGGUCCCAUUCGGAAGAAACACGUUCAGACAAUGAGACGUUAAACAUUCAGUUUGAAGAAUCUACACAGUUUAAUGCAGAAGAUAUCAAUUAUGUAGUUCCUAGAGUCUCAGCAAAUUAUGUAGAUGAAGAGCUUCUAGAUUUUUUGCAAGAUGAAACUUGCCAGCAAAACAGAACUUUAGGAGAAAUUCCUACAUUAGUUUUCAAAAAAAAAUCUAAACUAGAAUCUGUCUGUGGUAUUCAGCUAGAACAAAAACCAGAAAACAAAAACUUUGAAACCACACAAGUGUGUGGUGAAAGCAGCCCGCACGGAGACGGCUACAGCUCAGGGGUCAUUAAAGACAUUUGGACAAAGAUGGCAGAUAGAAAUUCUGUGGCCACGGCAGAAGCGGAAAGAGUUGACGAGGAGCUGUUUCCAACAGAUGUCAGUAACUACUGCUGCUGUCUGGGCGCUGAAGCCAAGCUCGAGACCUUGGAGGGGCCCCACAGGGCUGUGCAGAGGUCAGAGUACCACCUGUGGGAGGGGCAGAAAGGGAGCCCCGAGAAGAGAGCGUUCAUCCCCAGGGAGCUGUCCAAGGUGGACGGGGGGGACUACACAACGCCCUCCAAGCCCUGGGGCGUUGCUCAUGACACACAGAGUGCGUUCAUUCUAGGAGGAGUUUACGGAGAGCUCAAAACCUUCAGCAGCGACGGGGAGUGGGCCGUGGUCCCGCCCAGUCACACAAAAGGGAGCUUGUUACAGUGUGCGGCUUCCGAUGUCGUGACGAUCGCCGGCACAGAUGUCUUUAUGACCCCCGGAAACAGCUUUGCUCCUGGCCACAGGCAGUUAUGGAAACCCUUGGUGUCGUUUGAACAGGGCGAUCAGCCGAAGAGUGGAGAAAAUGGGUUGAAUAAGGGAUUUUCUCUGAUCUUCCAUGAAGACUUCCUAGGAGCUUGCAGUAACUUCCAAGUUGAAGAUCCCGGACUGGAGUAUUCGUUUUCUUCCUUUGACUUAAGCAAUCCGUUUUCACAAGUUCUUCACGUAGAAUGUUCAUUGGAACCUGAAGGGAUUGCAUCUUUCAGUCCCAGUUUUAAACCGAAAUCAAUUCUCUGCUCCGAUUCAGACGGCGAAGUCUUUCACCCCCGGGUCUGUGGUGUGGACAGGACGCAGUACCGGGCCGUCCGCAUCUCUCCGAGGACUCACUUCCGCCCCAUAUCUGCGUCCGAACUGUCCCCAGCAGGAGGAAGCGAGUCAGAGUUUGAAUCUGAGAAAGAGGAAGCCAGUGUCCCCGUAGCUUCUCAGGUCGAUGUGUUUGAAGAUCCACAGGCAGACCUCAAGCCUCUGGAGGAAGACGCGGAGAAAGAAGGCCACUACUACGGCAAGUCAGAGCUUGAGUCUGGAAAGUUCCUGCCCAGGUUGAAGAAGUCAGGGAUGGAGAAGAGCGCCCAGACAUCGCUGGACUCCCAGGAGGAGUCGGCUGGCGCUCUGCCUGUCGGGCAGCAGAGCCAGUGCUUGGCGUGUAGCAGGAGCGAGUCUCUGGAAAGAGAUGUGGAAAGCUCGGAAGCGAAUUGUAAAAUCAUGGCGCAGUGCGAGGAGGAAGUUAACGAUUUCUGCGGCUGCAGGGCGGGUUGUCAGUUCCCUGCUUACGAAGAGGGCCCAGUGUCUUCAGCACGGCUGGAGGAGUUUCCUCUGUUGAGCACGGACGUACAAGGGCUGCACAGAAGUCGAGAGCAGCAGACCUGGUGGGAGAAGGCCGUGUUCCCCCCUCUGUUUCCUGCGUCAGAGUGCGAAGUUUCUCCUUGGACCAAGAUGACUGAUGGGAACCCUGCCUCCUCCACAAAUGGCGUUGGCUUGAUGGGCGUUCUGGAUGGUCGGCCAGAGAGCUCCCUGCAGAACCUCAGGGCCCCCGGGCACAGGCCCAAGCUGAAAUCCGGUGCUCUGGAAGACCGGCACAGCCUCCAGUCGGUGGACUCGGGCAUUCCUACCCUGGAGAUCGGCAACCCCGAACCUGUCCCCUGCAGAGCGGUCCACGUGAAGAGGAAGCAGUCCGAGGCGGACCUCGCCCCCGAGCGGGCCUUCCAGAGUGCCUGCCCGCUGCCGUCCUGUGCGCCCCCGGCCGCCGGCGGCGCCGAGCGCGAGCAGAGCGUGCGCAAGUCCUCCACGUUCCCCCGGACGGGCUAUGACUCCGUGAAGCUCUACAGCCCCACCGCCAAGGCCUUGAGCCGCAGCGACCAUGUGUCCGUGUGCAGCGUGUCCAGUCUGGGCACGGAGCUGUCCACCGCGCUGUCCGUCAGCAGCGAGGACAUCCUGGACCUCGUGGUCACCAGCAGCUCCAGUGCCAUCGUGACCCUGGAGAAUGACGACGACCCGCAGUUCACCGACGUCACCCUGAGCUCCGUCAGGGAGACCAGAGACCCGCACCAGCAGGGCUGUGUUGACGAAACCGAGGAGGGAAGUAAAUUGAAGAUCCUGGGACCGCUUGGUAACUUCUUCACGAGGAAUUUGCUUGCUAGAAAACACAAUUCAAGACUUGACAAACACAGUGACUUGGGAUGGAAGUUGUUUGGAAAAGUGCCACUGCGAGAGAAUGCCCAGAGAGAUUCAAAGAGAAUACAAAAGGAAUAUGAAGACAAGGCUGGAAGACCUAGCAGGCCGCCCUCCCCAAAGCAGAAUGUGAGGAAGAACCUUGACUUUGAGCCACUCUCCACCACCGCGCUCAUCCUGGAAGACAGACCAGCAAACCUCCCCGCGAAGCCUGCUGAGGAGGCGCAGAAGCACCGGCAGCAGUACGAAGCCAUGGUGGUUCAGGCCAAGAAGCGAGAGCUGAAGGAGGCCCAGCGGAGGAAGAAGCAGCUGGAGGAGAGAUGCAGAGUGGAGGAGAGCAUUGGGAACGCCGUGCUCACCUGGAACAACGAGGUCCUGCCCAACUGGGAAACCAUGUGGUGCUCCAGGAAGGUUCGGGAUCUGUGGUGGCAGGGAAUCCCUCCGAGUGUGCGAGGCAAGGUCUGGAGCUUAGCCAUCGGCAACGAGUUAAACAUCACCCACGAACUCUUCGACAUCUGUCUUGCCCGAGCCAAGGAGAGGUGGCGCUCGCUCAGCACUGGAGGCACCGGGGUGGACAGUGAAGAUGCCGGAUUCCCUGCGGCAGACCGAGAGGCGAGUCUGGAGCUCAUUAAACUGGACAUCUCCAGAACGUUUCCAAACCUCUGCAUCUUCCAGCAAGGCGGGCCUUACCAUGACAUGUUGCACAGUAUUUUGGGCGCUUAUACUUGUUACCGGCCGGAUGUGGGUUAUGUCCAGGGCAUGUCCUUUAUAGCGGCAGUGUUGAUCUUGAACUUGGACACUGCCGACGCCUUCAUCGCGUUUUCUAAUCUGCUGAAUAAGCCCUGUCAGAUGGCGUUUUUCCGAGUGGACCACGGCCUUAUGUUGACUUAUUUUGCUGCAUUUGAGGUAUUCUUUGAAGAAAAUUUGCCGAAAUUAUUUGCUCAUUUCAAGAAAAACAACUUAACUCCAGACAUCUACCUGAUCGAUUGGAUCUUCACCUUGUACAGCAAGUCUCUGCCGCUGGACCUGGCCUGCCGCGUCUGGGACGUGUUCUGCCGGGACGGGGAGGAGUUCCUCUUCCGCACGGCGCUGGGCGUGCUCAGGCUGUUCCAGGACGUCCUGACCAAGAUGGACUUCAUCCACAUGGCCCAGUUCCUGACCCGGCUGCCCGAGGACCUGCCCGCCGAGGAGCUGUUCGCCUCCGUCGCCACCGUCCAGAUGCAGAGUCGGAACAAGAAGUGGGCUCAGGUGCUGACCGCACUGCAGAGAGACAGCCGCGAGAUGGAGAAGGGGAGCCCAUCCCUCAGACACUGAGGCCGCCGCAGUGGAGCCCGGGCCGCCUGCGUGGAUCCCGCGGACACCGGCGGCGGACGAGACGGGGUCCUAACGCUGGAGUUGGCCUUAAAAACAAAACCACAGCAAAACAGCUGUUAAAGAAGUAAAGCCGGGCUUAGCCUUAAGCAGCGCAGUGGACCAACGCGCUGGCCUUGACCGUGGCCAGCCUCCGCGUCUGACGCGUGGGCCGGAGACAGGGCAGUGGCCACUCCCUCUCCUUUAUUCCAGGAGACGUUCAUUAAAUCGCGAUGCUCUGAUGUCAGCCCUGGGACGUACAUUGCAGUCUUUCUGAGCCCAGGUGCUGGGGGAUGUCGGCCGGGGGACCUCGGAGACGCCCCUGGCUCCUGCUGGCCUUCUUAGGUGACGGACUCUGAGGUCCUUCCUGGCCUGUCUUCCCAGAGCUGGAAGCCCACCCACCAAAGACUGCGUUGAGGGCACCUGGGCUCUCCUGGGCUAGUCACUGCGGAGCGCUCCUGGCCCCUAGGAGCCAACCUGACCUUCCUGUCGACAUUUUAACCACGUUGCCUUGACACAGUUCCGGGGGGCUGGUGAUGCAACCCACACUCCCUAGACUGCCCUGUGGAGCUGGGGGGACACGGAGCAGAAGCAGCCCCCUCCAGAGGAGGCUGGGGAGGGAGAGGGUCCAGGCCCGCCCCCUCCUGCCCUGCUGCUUCCCGUGGGAACAGUUGUGUGGGGGUGGCUGCCCCGCGCCCUCCUGCGGUGCCCUCCGUGCUUCUGCCGCUCGACAGGUGCCCGGGAUCCCUCUGCAGGCCCCGGGCGUUAGAACUGCCACGGGGGCAGAGGGGCAGGUGGACGCUGCGGCCUGAGCCCCUGGCUGGUGUCUCGGUUGGUGAGGUUUUGUUGUAGCUUUUCCCUGAUUCGAACUCUGUACUCAGAGUUUGGUUACCCUGAUUCGCAGAGGGUGGUCCCAAGGACAGGCUAGGAUCUGUGGCGACCGGGUGGUCCUGGGGUGUCAGCGGCCAGGUGUGCGGGCAGUCGUGGGCGCCCAGUGCUCAGUGCUCCCGGCACCGGGGCCCCGCUCAGCCGGGCUGCCCCCCCCCCCCCCACCGCGGUCCAUCACGUUUCUGAUGUGGGGGGUCCUUGGCACUGACUGGGAGUCUGCAGCACGCAGCAAGGGGGCUUGGGCCAGGGUGGGUGGAGCCUAACCGGGGCCUGGGUUUGAUGGGCAGCAAGGCUUCCUGGCCCCUGCAGGUUGCUGGCCGCAGGCCGUCACGCCCUGCAUUCCCACUCUGCUCCGGGUCCUUUCCCCGGAGCCUCCGCUUGCCCCUGGUGUUGGGCUCGGACUUCUCCAGGGCGCCCCGGCGAGGUGCCGUCCCCCGCGGGCUGGGCGGCCUGCAGAGCGGCCCCUCCUGACGGCGGCCGGGCUGUGGGAGCCAUUCCUUGCACACGUACUUGUUUUUGUCGAUGACGUGGUGUUCUGUUCUUUAAAGAUGUGUAUAUUUUCUUACUGUACAUAGAUGUCCCUCACGGCAGCCCGCCCGCCCGCCGCGGGACGAGGGCCCGGGGCGGCUUGCUCGGAGGGCCGCGGGAGACUCGGCCCGAGCCCGCUCUCACACCCUUGCCCAGUGGUGUGUGGCACGUCCCUGGACAGCACCACGCCUGGGUUACGAUGGCCAACGGGACCCCGCCCAGGGGUCACAGGCAGGUCUGGAGCCUGGGGCGCCCUCGUGAGAGGCGGGGCCCGCGGGGGGCCGGCCCUCUGUCCCCACCACAGCCUCGGAAGGCGUCUCCUCACUGCGGACGUGGACUGGAGCCGCGGCCACGCCGUGCCCUCUGCGAGUCUGCGCCUGCUCUCGCUCCCCGCACCCCCGGGCUGGGCUGGGCUGCGUCUCCCCUCUCCGAGUGCCGCCCGGACUGACGCAGAAGCAGGUUCCCGGCAGGGCACUCUGACUGUUCCAGUCGGCUGAGAGCGAACGCCUGGUAACACGGCGCUCAUCAUGUUUCAAUUGCCUGUACAGCUAACCCUUUAAUUUUAUUUAGUAAAGUGUAUCAAAGUAGGCCUUUUUGAACUGUAAAUACGUGGUUUUAUUAAAUAAAAGGCAGUGAAAUUGUUA